Molecule: messenger RNA, 282 nt
Organism: Echinostoma caproni
Lineage: Eukaryota; Metazoa; Platyhelminthes; Trematoda; Plagiorchiida; Echinostomatidae
Source: the annotation of a GenBank genome assembly
GUGUUCGGCGAAAGAACGUACGAUGUACUGGAUCCACUCAAUGAGGAAUUCGCUGCCGAUUUUCACUCUUUCGAGUCGGAUGUGAAAGAUCUGGAUUAUCGAUUAGCCAACACUAUUAAAUUCGGUUACAGUGAACACUGGCACUCGAAUGAUGACUUCAAGCGUGAUUAUUAUAUUCCGGAUGAUAGUGCUGCUGCUGCGGAUGAUGAUGAUGAUGAUGAUGAUGAUGAUGAUGACUCGGAUGAUGAUGAUGAUGAUGAUGAUGAAGAAAACCUCGCAUAA